AUGACCACGAUCACAAAAUUAACCGGCAAUGGAUUAAAUAGCACUAACAGCAAAGCGGAAAAUCUCUUCGGUUGUUCUGGGGCUUUUGCGAGUGAAAUGCACAGUGAGUUAAAAUUCCUAUCAGUUUUCAACGCUAUCCUUGCCACUGCUACAAUUAUGGGGAACACUUUCAUUCUAAUUUCCCUUCGCAAAGUAUCUUCGAUUCAUCCGCCGACUAAACUCCUGAUUCGAAAUCUAGCAGCAACUGAUCUUCUUGUUGGCCUCAUAUCAGAACCUCUGGCGAUCGUUUAUUGGACAUCUUUAAUCACCGAGCGCUGGGAUAUCUGUCAUUACUCGUUUUUACUAGGAUUGAUAAUAGGGUAUGCUUUGUGUGGAGUGUCACUCUUUACAUUGACAGCAAUGAGCAUCGACAGACUAAUUGCUUUGUCCUUGGGGCUAAGAUACAGGCAAAUUGUAACUUUAAAGCGAACAUCGGUUGUCGUAGCUACAUUCUGGGUGGUGUGCCUGUGUUGGUCUGCUACUUUUCCGUACGUGAGGAGUUAUCAAGCAGUCAUAUGGGCCAGCUUAAUAAGUAUUAUUCUCUGUUUGAUAAUCUCGGUGUUAUCGUACACAAGAAUCUUCCUCGGUCUCCGUCACCAAGAAAAUCAAGUCCAUCAAAUACAAGGUCCGACUCCUGAGGAACUACCCACCCAAUUAAACAUGGCGCGAUACAAGAAAGCAGUGACCAGUGUGUUGUGGCUGCAGAUGACCUUACUUAUUUGUUAUUUACCACAUGGUGUACUAGCAGGUUUUUCGAGUCGCGGCCUUUCUCAGUCGAUAUCUUUUUUCAGGCAAUUCACAGUGACACUGAUUUUCCUUAACUCAACAUUAAACCCAGUUCUUUAUUGCUGGAAGCUUAAAGAGAUAAGACAAGAAGUUAAAGAACUUUGGUUGCUAAAACAUAUCUGCAAGUGA
Messenger RNA from Porites evermanni, 954 nucleotides. NCBI's taxonomy places the organism in Eukaryota, Metazoa, Cnidaria, Anthozoa, Scleractinia, Poritidae. The record is from the annotation of a GenBank genome assembly.